AUGGAGAACAAAGGGAAGAACAUCGAACAAGCUCAAGAAAGUUGUUAUCAUCAGUGGAUGAGUUUACAAUCCCAACGCGUCCCUGAGCUUAAACAAGCCUUAGCUCAACGGCGCACUCACGAAGGCACCGCCGACGCUGCCGCCGAUGAUAACAAGCUCCGUGAAUUAACACAAAACAUCAUUGGAGAUUUCAAAAAUUACGCUGGAAAAAGAGCUGAUUUAUCUCACCGAUGUAGCUCGAACUAUUAUGCGCCGUCGUGGAACACUCCUUUAGAGAACGCUCUUAUUUGGAUGGGUGGUUGUAGACCUUCUUCUUUCUUUAGGCUCGUUUAUGCUUUGUGUGGGUCCCAAACUGAGAUUCGUGUUACUCAGUUUCUCCGCAACAUCGACGGCUACGAUUAUUCAGGUAGCGAUGGCGCAUCACUUAGCGAUCUAACGGCAGAGCAACUAGCAAAGAUCAACGUGUUGCAUGUAAAAAUCAUAGACGAAGAAGAGAAGAUGACAAAGAAAGAUUCGAGCCUGCAAGAGGACGCGGCGGAUAUACCCAUCUCCACCGUGGCUUACGCAGAGGAGCACGUGGGAGAGCCUAACGCAAUGGUGGAUCAAGCUCUCGACAAGCAAGAAGAAGCUAUGGCCACUUUAUUGGCCGAGGCCGAUAAUCUAAGGGUAGAUACUUUAACCAAGAUCAUAGAGAUUCUGACGCCAGUGCAAGCGGGGGAUUUUUUGAUGGCCGGAAAAAAGCUUCAUCUUUCAAUGCAUCAGUGGGGAGCGUUGAGAGAUCAGCGCCGCCGUGAAUGCAUAAUUGACGUUGGACAUGAUGCCGGAGGAGAGGAGGAGAAGUAG
Messenger RNA from Eruca vesicaria subsp. sativa (arugula), 843 nucleotides. The record is from the annotation of a GenBank genome assembly. NCBI's taxonomy places the organism in Eukaryota, Viridiplantae, Streptophyta, Magnoliopsida, Brassicales, Brassicaceae.